Messenger RNA from Monopterus albus (swamp eel), 3297 nucleotides. RefSeq names its product poly(A) binding protein, cytoplasmic 4 (inducible form) (gene pabpc4). Lineage: Eukaryota; Metazoa; Chordata; Actinopteri; Synbranchiformes; Synbranchidae. The record is from RefSeq and is a predicted model, not a curated record. Bases 1095 to 2984 code for a protein of 629 amino acids. The transcript has 15 exons. Gene Ontology annotation, molecular function: RNA binding.
GAAUUUGAGGCGGACAUGUUCAACAACCAUCUCGGUAAUAUGGACGGGAUUGUGUGUGCAUCUAUUUUCCCUUCUGUAGUCCACAAUGAGCUCCUUGGUCUUGUUAGUGUUAAGGAGCAGGUUAUUGUCAGUGCACCACACAGCCAGGUGUCAACAUCCCUCUGUCAGCAGAGACUAAUGUACAUUUCUUUAAUAAUAAAAUAAGAUGAGCUGGCUCUAAUGCAGGAGGAUGAAGCUGUGAGACAAAUAUCCAGCCAAUUCACUCAAAACUUCAGUUCUCCAGGGGCACAGAUGGGUCCCAGAGGCUGAGUUAUGAGGGGGAAGUGGUGGUGCAGCAAAAAGGUAAGAUGUGGGAUGGAUUAGCUUAAGGGAAAAGCUUUCCUGGAUUUGUUGAAGUAUCUAAAUUUGGAAAUGUUGAUUCAAUCUGUCGUGAUGCAUGUGCCCUUGAACUUAUUUCUUUUCCUCAGGAGGACGAUCAACGUAGAAUAUUUUAAUACUAAGUGAAUAAACUUAUUUGACAAUAACCCAGGUUUUUAUAAGUGCUCUUCUGCAGUAGUAUUAAGUGAAUGACGUUUAUAAGCCCAUAGAGUUGACUGCUGGGCUCCUGUGACUGGCCUUCUCUUCCACCCAGAUGUCGCUGUGGGGAGCUGGACACCCUAGUUGAAGCAGUGCUGUGUGCGCGCUCCCUUUUACACCGCAUGCUCAGUGUUUUUCUGAGUUUGACCCUGGCUGCUGUAUAAAGUGCCCAUGCGUUCUUCACGCAGUCUCUUUCCCCGGCCACAAAACAGCCAUGAGUGUCUAACUCCCUGUUGGAAAAAGCUUAAAAUUAUAAAAUCUUAAAAAUAUAAAAUACAAACGUAAAAAAAUAGCAAAACCAUAACUUAAAAAACUAAAGCUUGAGCUUAACGCGAAGUUGGUGGCUUUAAAGGAAGAAAUCUAUUUCUAUAGCCAGGUUCUCAACGAGCUCUGGACCAGUUCACUGUCCGUUUCAGGUGCCAGUCGCAGCAGAGGAACCAGCAAACAGCCCAUAUCGUCAUUUUCUGGUUUUUCUAAGGGGAGGUGUUGUAGUUAUUUCUUUUUGUGAAGUCUGAGAUAUGAACACGGCGACGGGGAGUUACCCGAUGGCUUCUCUCUACGUGGGCGAUCUGCACCCCGAUAUCACGGAAGCGAUGCUCUACGAGAAAUUCAGCCCAGCCGGACCAGUGCUGUCCAUUCGGGUAUGCAGAGAUAUGAUCACCCGGCGAUCCCUGGGUUACGCUUAUGUGAACUUCUCCCAGCCUGCUGACGCUGAGAGAGCCCUGGACACAAUGAACUUUGACGUGGUGAAGGGGAAGCCAAUCAGGAUCAUGUGGUCCCAAAGAGAUCCGUCGCUGAGGAAGUCUGGAGUGGGCAACGUGUUCAUCAAGAACCUUGACAAGUCAAUUGACAACAAAGCCCUCUACGACACCUUCUCUGCCUUUGGCAACAUUCUCUCCUGCAAGGUGGUGUGUGAUGAAAAUGGCUCAAAGGGCUACGCAUUUGUGCAUUUUGAGACCCAGGAUGCUGCUGAUCGUGCCAUUGAGAAGAUGAACGGCAUGCUUCUGAAUGACCGCAAGGUGUUUGUGGGUCGUUUCAAAUCUCGCAAGGAGCGGGAGGCUGAGCUAGGUGCAAAAGCCAAGGAGUUUACCAAUGUCUACAUCAAGAACUUUGGGGAUGAUAUGGAUGACGAUCGACUGAAGGAGCUUUUUGACAAAUAUGGUAAAACACUCAGUGUAAAAGUAAUGACAGACCCCACUGGCAAAUCCAGGGGCUUUGGAUUUGUUAGUUAUGAAAAGCAUGAGGACGCUAACAAGGCUGUAGAGGACAUGAAUGGCACUGAACUCAAUGGUAAGACUGUGUUUGUGGGCCGGGCUCAGAAGAAGAUGGAGCGGCAGGCAGAGUUGAAGAGGAAGUUUGAGCUGCUGAAACAAGAAAGGAUCAGUCGUUAUCAGGGUGUUAAUCUUUACAUUAAGAACUUGGAUGACACCAUAGAUGAUGAGAAACUGCGUAAGGAGUUCUCUCCAUUUGGGUCCAUUACAAGUGCCAAGGUGAUGCUAGAAGAGGGUCGCUCCAAGGGAUUUGGCUUCGUCUGCUUCUCCUCCCCUGAAGAGGCCACCAAGGCAGUGACUGAGAUGAAUGGACGUAUUGUUGGCUCCAAACCCCUUUACGUGGCUCUCGCUCAGCGCAAAGAGGAGCGCAAAGCCCACCUCACCAACCAGUACAUGCAGCGUAUUGCUGGCAUGAGGGCGAUGCCGGCUAAUGCUAUCAUUAAUCAGUUCCAGCCCACCAGUGGCUACUUCAUGCCAGCUGUGCCACAGGCCCAGAAUAGGACUACAUACUAUGCACCCAAUCAACUGGCCCAAAUGCGACCCAACCCCCGGUGGCAGCAACAAGGUGGUAGAGGUCAAGGUGGUUUCCAGGGGAUACCCAGUUCACUGCGUCAACCAGGACCACGUGCCAACUUGAGACACAUGACCCCUAGUAGCAGCACUCAGGGUCCCCGAGCAGGUGGACAGUCCAUGGCUCCUCGUCCCUCAGUGGGAGUCCCCGGCCCUCGUGCCAUGCCUCCUUACAAAUAUGCCACAAGUGUCCGUAACCCCAACCCCCAGGUGGUGCAACCUAUUGCCUUACAGCAGGUAUUGGCUCAGCCAGCUGUGCACAUUCAGGGUCAGGAGCCGCUCACAGCUUCCAUGCUGGCUGCUGCGCCCCCUCAGGAGCAGAAACAGAUGCUAGGGGAGCGUCUCUUUCCACUGAUUCAGGCCAUGCAUGCCAACCUGGCAGGAAAGAUCACUGGCAUGCUACUGGAGAUUGAUAACUCUGAACUGCUACAUAUGCUAGAAUCUCAUGAAUCUCUGCGUUCCAAGGUGGAAGAAGCUGUGGCCGUGCUACAGGCACAUCAGGCAAAGAAGGACGCCACCCAGAAAGUUGGCAGCAUGGCGACUAGCGCUGCUGCUGCCACAUCCUGAGCCUGCUGUAUUUGACUGGGCACAUAAAACAUAACCAGGAAUGCAAAGAGACCCACUACACCUGCCCCAAACAUCACAGUCUUCUGAAGAAUUAUGUAAAAACAACCAAAAAAAAAGAAAAAAGAAAAUAUAAUAAAAUAUACUUGAACCUUUACUUUUAAACUGCAUAUAAAAAGCAAUAAUGCAAAUGAAUCUUGAAUGAAGGCCCUUCAUUUUGUGGCAAAGGAGAGAUACCUUGUUCUUUUUCUUUGACAGUUGUAUCUCUGAUGUGAAAUGGUGAACUAUCAUGUCAUCAUGGGUGUGUGGUAUUCUC